Messenger RNA from Akanthomyces muscarius, 444 nucleotides. RefSeq lists its product as uncharacterized. The record is from RefSeq and is a predicted model, not a curated record. The coding region runs from base 1 to 444 and encodes 147 amino acids. NCBI's taxonomy places the organism in Eukaryota, Fungi, Ascomycota, Sordariomycetes, Hypocreales, Cordycipitaceae. The transcript has 2 exons.
AUGCAAAUGAGGUCGAAUAUGCAGGUACCGGUCGCUGGCCAGGCACCAAGGCACCAAGGCAUCAAGCAUCCAGCGAAUCCAGGCACAAAAUCUGCUUCAAGACAUCCAGAGCAGCACCACAAGCAGCAUCCACACGGCCAAACGGCCUACCGGAAUGAUCCGCUGCUCCUCUUCCGACCACCACUUCGCCAAGAACAAGAACUAGAGCCUGCUGCCUGCACACCACCGGCCGCCAGCCUCAGUCGACCCCGUUUGGCUGCAUCCCAAUUCAUCAUCAUUUUGCCAGUAUUCUCUCUCUCGGCCCACUAUCGCCCGUCCCGGCCGUCGUUGCACGUUUAUCUGUUCUUUUUUGCUUUUUCCCACGGUGCUGGUCGCUCUUCGCAGGCUGCCAUCCCGUUUCCCCCGCCGUUGCCAACGAAAUUUCGACGUGAAACGUCUCUGUAA